AUGGCGGUCAAUCACCGUCUUCUCGACCUGAACUCCCAGAUUUUCGGCGCUGUUCACAAGGCUGGAGGACGGGACUCCUGGGCGACGGCGAUUCGCGUCUAUGCGAGUGCCGGCGGGUUCGUUGCAGAGAAACGGCGGAGGCGGCUGAGAGGAGUAACGGCGUGGGGGUGGGUUGGUCGGGGACUCGCUGCUGCAUCGCGGCUGAGUAGGGUUGUUGGCGGACAGGGAGGACGCGCAAACGGCGGGGCUGCACGGCGGAGGCUGGCCGGAGAAUCGGUCGGACUGGUGUUGUUCUCGGAGGUG
Messenger RNA from Striga asiatica, 303 nucleotides. Lineage: Eukaryota; Viridiplantae; Streptophyta; Magnoliopsida; Lamiales; Orobanchaceae. The record is from the annotation of a GenBank genome assembly.